AUGCUGUCUCCUCGCUUCACUCCCAAGUUUAUCAACAGCCGAAUUCCUCGACGGUCUCGUCGCGUCAGCUCUACUGUCAAAAAGAGCAAUUACUUCGAGGACGAUGAUUCGGAUGAUCCGCUAGCAAACAAGAGUUCCAAGAAGUCAAAGGGCACGUCAGGACCUCGAGGUAAGCGUAAGACAGAAGAGUUGGAUGAGGUCUCUGAUGAGUAUAAGGAAGACAGUGCGGCUGGACAAGACGAAGAUGAUGCAGACGAAGAGGAGCCCGAGGAGGAUCAAGAUCAGAAUGAAUUUGCAACCAAGGUAACUGUGCCUCAUUUCUCGGCCGCGUGUAAAAGCACCGAUGCAAACAUUGCCCUGAAGGCUUUCGCUGCUCGAAAUAAAGAGAAUGCCAUGAAAGCUAGACCGAAGGUAUCGCUCCUCAAUAGCAUAGUCAGGCCAGACCCUAACGUGGAUGGCGAAUUUGAUUCUGGCGACGAUGAGGAAGAAUGA
Parascedosporium putredinis is the source of this 492-nucleotide messenger RNA. NCBI's taxonomy places the organism in Eukaryota, Fungi, Ascomycota, Sordariomycetes, Microascales, Microascaceae. The record is from the annotation of a GenBank genome assembly.